AUGGUUUCACAACCUGGCAAAAUGCUGAAUAUCGGUAUUUUCUUCGUCCUCUUCAACCGCCCAUACCUCUCCGAUCGACCUCCCCUCUCCAUCGCCAAAAAAGACAACAACGGUUUCUGGGUCCCCGAAUACCAUAUCCUCAAUCCCAUUCGACUCGGUCUCUUUGGCGCUGGUCUCCUCUAUCAUCUCCACUGGAUUAUUCUCGCUCUUGCUACUGUCCUCGUUACUUUCGACUCCUUGUGUAUUACACCCAUCACUGUAAACUGCAUCAAUGAAUGUUUUAUCGAUAAUCUGGCAGAAGCAUCUAUUGCUGUUAAUUUUUACCGGGUGGGAUUCGGUCUUAGUGUUGCGUUUUGUAUCAAACCUUGGGUGGCGGAUGUUAAUGUAGGGUGGACGUAUGGGAUGAUGGCGUUUAGAGGUAGAGACUCUGCUGUAUAUUUCGUUGGACAUAGGAUUAAGGAGAUGAGUUUCAGUGGGCUGGGGAGAAGCGAGGAGGGAGAAAAUGUUGUUGAGGAGAAGAGGACGGGGGUUAAGAUCAUAUUUAUCUGA
Molecule: messenger RNA, 549 nt
Organism: Botrytis deweyae
Lineage: Eukaryota; Fungi; Ascomycota; Leotiomycetes; Helotiales; Sclerotiniaceae
Exons: 4
Coding region: 1-549 (182 amino acids)
Source: RefSeq, a predicted model, not a curated record